Gigantopelta aegis is the source of this 1688-nucleotide messenger RNA. Its product is annotated as plasminogen-like. NCBI's taxonomy places the organism in Eukaryota, Metazoa, Mollusca, Gastropoda, Neomphalida, Peltospiridae. The transcript is spliced from 8 exons. The annotation marks the transcript as partial. The record is from RefSeq and is a predicted model, not a curated record.
CGACAACCUGUUACGUAGACAGUCCUGAACAUGGCAUCCUCUACAGUGGUAACAAGUCUACAACGGUGAGUGGAUUGGUGUGUCAAAGAUGGACAGUUGAUGCCCCACACAUAAUUGACCCAGUCUACUCAAAAGAACUCGCCAUGACCUUUAACAAAAUGGUUGCUGAAUCAUCAAACUUCUGUAGAGGUUUUAGAAAUGGCAAGCCUCCCUGGUGUUACACGGUGGAUGAGUUUGUCAAGACAGAAUCUUGUGGAAUUCCCCGAUCUAUUCCAGCUUUACACUGUUAUACAUCUAACAACAAUGGUGAAAUACUCUACCGCGGAAUCAUCAAUGUUACCAAGAGCAACUUCACCUGUCAAUCAUGGGCGUCACAGCAGCCACACCCACACAAUCUCACUGAGAUCAAGAUGGGCAAUGUAACAGAGACUCUCCAGGAGGCGGGCAACUCGUGCAGACCAUCCCCAGGACACCCACCCUGGUGUUACACCACUGACCCAGAUGUUACAUUCGAUUACUGCGACAUUCCGCUGUGUGACGUCUUCAUAUGUGGUGAUCCACCUAAGAUGCACAAUGCAAAAAUUACAACAUACGACAUGAUCGGCAAUCGGUAUAAAUAUGUUUGCGUGAAUGGUACCAGCUACGUCAGAGGAAGUGUUACUUCAAAAUGCCGCAACAAUAGUAUCUGGGAAGGCCCGACAAUUGUGUGUGCACGUACGUUAAAGGGGGAUAUUUGGAAAAGAAUAACUGCAAAAAUCAGUGCAUGCGGCGUGGCAGAACGUACACCACAAGAGGCGAAAGAAAAAUGGAGAUCGUUGAAAGGGGCCGUCCUAAACAAGCAGAAAAGACAGACGAAAACGGGAGGUGGACCACCAGAUAAACCAAUGCCAUACGAGGACAUCAUCGUGACCAUAAUUGGAGAAAAUUCAAACCUCUACACUGGAAUAGAAGGAAAUGAGUGCAAAAUACCUCCACGUGUACCUGGUGCCAGAACAAUGCUUGGCGCCACAGACCAUAGACAAUUCCGGUCUGUGAUCUACUACAAAUGUCUCCCAGGAUUCCAGUACGUAACAGGGACAACAUUCGCAACAUGCGAUAUCAGUGGUCGAUGGAAACAGCCUACAAUGAUAUGUCUAAAUCCAAGAUGUUACGUCGUUAGACAGGGGAACAUCAUUUACACAGGACCGAUUAAUGUUACGAAGAGCAACUACUCCUGUCAAGCCUGGUCAUCGCAGACACCCCACAAACACAACACCUCUGAAAUAAGGAUGGCAGCUCUUAAUCAGACACUGGAUGAAGCUGGCAACUGGUGUAGACCUUCCCACGGUCGACCGCCAUGGUGCUACACCACGAACCCGGAUGUGGAAUUUGAUUACUGUGACAUUCCACAGUGUCGUAAUGUUCUUUGUGGCAGUCAGCCAAAGGUUCCUCAUGCUGAGGUUGUAUUUUGUGAACGAGAUAUGUCUGGAUGCACUUACAAAUGUACGGAUGGCAGCAAACACAUUAGAGGAAGUAACGUUAUAAACUGCCAAGAUAACGGCCAGUGGGGAAAACCUGCAAUUGUAUGUGCACCAUUCUCAAUGUCAAGACAGUUUCUUCUAUUUGGCUUCAUCACAAUGCCAGGUUAUGUCGGUGUUGACUGCAACUCUUUUAGUGGCGGCUUUGGCAGCAACUGCAGCUGCAUAUGA